UUUGACCGUUUAAAAACAAACGUUUGUUAUUUUAAUAUUUAUUCAUAUAAAUAUUAAAACAAUAUUCUAUUAAUGUUUUUAGAGAAUCUAUGACUUCAGUGAAAUGUUAUCGAAAUGAACCUUUUACAAAGUAUACUUCAGUUAAUUCGUCGUUUUUUUGAAACAAUAUUUGCCAAGCGCAUUACUAACUCAUUGUUGAUAUAUGUCAAAGCUAACACUGGCGCUGUUGUUCCUGUUGGUUUGGAUCCAAAAUGGGAAGUAAAAGACAUGAAGGAGUUUGUAGCGCCUAAAUUAGGAAUGGCUGCUGAAGAAUUAAUGAUUAUAUUUGCGGGCAAGGAAUUGCACGAUUCUGAGUUAUUAGAAGAAUAUAACCUUGCUGAACAAACAGUAUUACAUGCUGUCAAAUCAAGACAUCGGUCAAUUAAACAAGACCAUAAAGUAUCAAUUUGUAUUGAAGAAGAUAUUGAAGAUGAUGAAUUUGAUGAUGACAAACGAACAGCUGCUAAUUUUUAUGUAUACUGUUCAUCACCUUGUGCUACCAUGACAAUCGGUAAAAUUCGAGUUCGAUGUUUUAAGUGCAAAAGUGGUGCAUUUACAGUAGAUGGUGAUCCAAAAAAUUGGAAUGAUGUACUUAAACCUAAAAGAAUAACAGGUCAUUGUGAAUUAUCUCAAUGUACAGAUGGAGAAGUUGGUUGGUCUGAAUUUUUCUUCAAAUGUUCAGAACAUAUUACUAAAGGUGAAACUGAUGAAGCUGUAGCAUUACAUCUUGUCCGAAACAACUUGCAUAAUAUACCCUGUCUAGCAUGCACGGAUGUGAAACCAAAAGUUUUUGUUUAUCCUUGUGCUGACAGUCAUGUGACAUGCUUAGAAUGUUUUUGUGAUUAUGCUGUCAGUAGACUUAGAGAACGACGAUUCAUUUUAGAUUCAAACAUAGGAUAUACCUUACCCUGUCCAGCUGGUUGCUCUAACAGUUUUAUUAAUCAGUUGUAUCAUUUUAAAAUAUUACAAAAAGAACAGUAUGACAUGUAUGAAAGAUUUUCUGCUGAAGAGUUUGUGCUUCAACAAGGAGGAGUUUUAUGCCCACAACCUGGAUGUGGUGCAGGAAUUUUAGUAGAUGAUGACUGUGAUAAAGUAACAUGUUUCAAUGGAUGUAAGUACGUGUUUUGUAAAAAAUGUCGACAAGGUUAUCAUAUUGGAGAUUGCUUACCUAUAGAAGAGCAACUAAUUAAAAAUAUUACAGAUUACUCUGUAGAUCCUAAAUUAGCUUCACAAGCUAAGUGGGAUGAUGCAAGUAAUAUAAAAAUUAAAGUUUCCACAAAGCCAUGUCCUAAAUGCCGAACUGCUACAGAGCGAGAUGGAGGUUGUAUGCAUAUGGUAUGUACACGAUGUUCAUUUUCAUGGUGUUGGCUUUGUCAAACUGAGUGGACCAGAGAUUGUAUGGGAAGCCACUGGUUUAAUUAAUCGGUUCGAGUUUAUUAAAUUUUAAUAAAGUUGAUCAAAGAGAAUAAUUAAUAUUAAUUAUUCAAUCAAAUUUUAUUAUUAUUAUUACUAUUAGAGAUUUUAUUAUUAAAUAAUCAAAUCUGUUAUGGUAAAUUUUACUAUAACCUUUUAUUGAAUUUUUGUGUUGAUUAUUAGAACAAAUAUUACUUAACAGAAAUGGAUGAGAACUCUAAAAUUUGAAAAAUUAAUUUUAAAUUGUACUAAACUGAAAUUUUUUAAUUUUAUCUA
Daktulosphaira vitifoliae (grape phylloxera) is the source of this 1728-nucleotide messenger RNA. It is a transcript of the gene park, whose product is annotated as E3 ubiquitin-protein ligase parkin. The transcript is spliced from 8 exons. The record is from RefSeq and is a predicted model, not a curated record. The coding region runs from base 115 to 1461 and encodes 448 amino acids. Gene Ontology annotation, cellular component: endoplasmic reticulum; Golgi apparatus; cytosol. Gene Ontology annotation, molecular function: ubiquitin protein ligase activity; zinc ion binding; ubiquitin conjugating enzyme binding. Gene Ontology annotation, biological process: negative regulation of protein phosphorylation; regulation of cellular response to oxidative stress; autophagy of mitochondrion. Lineage: Eukaryota; Metazoa; Arthropoda; Insecta; Hemiptera; Phylloxeridae.